AUGCAGAUCAAGAUCCCCGCCCUUCUACGAGGUCGUCGCGAACGGCAGACGGCUACAGACGCAAACGGACAGUCCGCAAAUGACAGCGAUCACAAGGCCACUAUGGAUAGCAAGCAUGAGAGCAUCGCUCUGGAGAACGGAGUUCAGCAUUUUGAGUCUGCUACGGACACAUCGGAUGCACAGGGAAGGGUAACAGGGCGCGUUAUUUUAGCCAUUGCUGCCCUUGGGUUGACAUAUGAGGCCGCUCUUUUCUCCUUCGUCGUGCCUGCAGCUGUCCUCUUGACCAUCAAUGCAGACAUUGGCCCGUCAGCCAAUCUGAGCUGGGUUGCUACGAGUUUGUCAUUGGCAAACGCGGUUCUGCAGGCGACUUUUGGUCGCGGGGCAGAUAUCUUCGGCCGGCGAUACUUUCUUAUCUGUGGCAAUAUUUUUGGACUUGUCGGAACUUUAGUCAACGGACGUGCCAACUCAAUCCGAGUUGUGAUUGCAGGCACCGCUAUCCAGGGGAUCGGUGCUGCCCUUCAACAAGUUGCAUAUGUCUCCGCCUUUGACAUUGUCCCAAAGAAACAUCGAGAGGCAACUCUGUCUGCACUCAAUCUUGCUGCUCUCCCUGCUUCAAUGUUUGGAGCUAUUAUCGCCUUUUCUGUGGUCAAGACAUUGAGCUGGCGCUACACAUACUAUUUUGGCACCAUGAUCAACGGGAUAGCCCUGAUAAUGGUUAUCGUAUUUUACUGGCCACCAGGAUGGGUUGGACUCCGUCCAGAUGGCAAAUCACGCACCCAACAAUUGAAAGACCUGGACUAUGUUGGCGUGCUUCUCAUGGCCGGUGGACUGACUGUGGCGACCCUUUUACCCCUUUGGGAGUUCUACGCCCCGGCCGAUAUGGACAGACUGUUUCCCGGGAAAUUGAUUACAAAUGUCAGAUCGGUCAUCCUACCGCUCUUCAUCACCUUUGCUUCCGGUCUUGCGGUAGCUCUAUGGGCUCCAGGUUUACUGGCCUCAAUGUCUGCACCCAACUCUUCACGUCCGAGCCAUUCUGACAUGCAGAUAGUGAUUCAAACCCUGUUUACCACAGACCCUGAUCGGGCUGGCUGGCUCAGCUUUGUACUUAAUGCCGCCGGGACUACCGGAAUCAUGACAUCGGGGAUUUUCUUUGGUAUCCUAAGGCGCACGCGACUCCAACUGGUCGCAUAUACUGCGCUACAAACUGUUUUUCCGGCAGCGAUGUCAACCAUCACUCAGCACUCACUUGCGCGGGCUGUAGUUCUGGCUAUAUUCACUGGUUGGGCCCUCAGCUCGACCAUGAUCGUCAGUGUCUUGUUUGUCCAGUACGGAGUGGGCGACGAUCGCCUUGGUAUCUCGAACGGGCUGCGCGGAACCAUUGUGAACUCCGGAGCCGCCAUUGGGUUUGCGAUCUACAGGAGGAUUGUCAACAACAAGGUCAAAGAUACCAUGGGGCCAGCCAUGGCCACGGCUUUGGUCGGUGCGGGAUUACCAGCCAAUUCAGUCGAACCGUUUAUUGGCGCUUUCCUGACAGGAAACUCCACCGUUCUCGCCGGAAUCGAUGGGGUGACGCCAACCGUCCUGGCAGCCGCAACAAGCGCAUCUCGAGAUGUGUACACCCAGGCAUUCCGAAUCCUCUUCCUGGUCACCACAGCCUUUACUGGCGCUGCCUUUAUUGGUAGCCUCUUUGUCCCAAGUGUCGAUAUUCACUUGACUCAAGAUACUGCUAUUCAACUCGAUAAGCCCCACGUCAUUGGACAUGGUGAAGGUGAAGCAAAGGUUCUCACAGAAGAAAGUGCUUAG
Messenger RNA from Fonsecaea nubica, 1803 nucleotides. RefSeq lists its product as hypothetical. The transcript has 13 exons. Gene Ontology annotation, biological process: transmembrane transport. The coding region runs from base 1 to 1803 and encodes 600 amino acids. NCBI's taxonomy places the organism in Eukaryota, Fungi, Ascomycota, Eurotiomycetes, Chaetothyriales, Herpotrichiellaceae. Gene Ontology annotation, molecular function: transmembrane transporter activity. The record is from RefSeq and is a predicted model, not a curated record.